AAGUAGCCACCUCACAGUCAGACCAGCCCAAGAUGCCUUUGUGGUUAUACGAGGCGAUGUGAGCACUUCAGACUCUAGAGGUCUCCGUCCAUUAUGCAGCAACAUCCACCUAUCCAGAUUCUGCCCCUCACGUUCUAGUGCAGCGGACAACGGUAUAGGAGAAGACCGCUCAGAGCCACGGAGACAGAGGGAACCUGAGGGAUGCACGCUUCCCGAACGAGACAGAAAGAACGGGAACUUUGAUUUGACGCGAGGCUGAUAAAAUUACGAUAAUAUAGAGCUGCAUUCCUUAGUGAAGGGAUGCAUUGACAUGUUGAGUGUUCAAAAAUGAUGUCCUUGGUUCCCUGCUCAUUGUAGAUUAUAUUUAAUGUAUCUCUCCUAUUUCUGAUGUGCUACUUCAUUGUGACUGUACACUUGGGUCACCCGCAUGAAUUUUAAGGCAACCGGAGCGCAUUGUUUCCAGCUUCGUUUCAUGGGAUUUCCAGUCGUGUCGGGUGCCGUGAUGUCUGCAACAUUUCGCUCUUUGUUUCUGGCGCUGCUGAGCCUGCUGACGGCUGGCGCCCAGACAGAAAUGAAGAGAGUUGUUGGAGACAACGCCACCCUGCCGUGUCACCAUCAGUUCUGGCAGUCCAACGCGCAGUUGCUCGACAUCGAGUGGCUACUGCAGAAGCCCAACUCCAAGCAGAGAGUGAUCAUUACGUUUUUCGGGGGCCAGGUGUACACCAAUGAGGUGACCAGCGAGGCCAGUCGUCUGUCUUUUGCAGGGGACUACCUGAAAGGAGACGCCUCCCUGCUCCUCAGUGACCUACAGCUGACGGACUCUGGAGAGUACUACUGCAAGGUCAAAACGGGGGGAAAGUACCACUGGAGCCAGGUUAACCUCAUAGUGCUGGUGAAGCCCUCUAAGCCACGAUGCUGGAUGGACGGCAGGCUGUUAGAGGGCAGUGACGUUAAACUGAGCUGCAAAUCCAGUGAUGGCUCAGACCCUAUCAAAUACAAUUGGGGGAGGGUGCUGGAUAAGGGAAAGAGUGUUGGGAAACUCCCCCUACUGGCACUGAGAGAUCUGAAGAAUCCAGAGAUCGUCACCCUGCGGAACCUGACGAAGGACAGUACAGGUUUCUACAAGUGCACCGCCAGCAAUGAUGUGGGCGAGGAGAACUGCAUCAUCGAGGUCACCAUGCAGUAUGUUCGAGGGAUGGGCGUGCUUGCAGGUGCCGUGGUGGGCGUCUCCUUUGGUGUUCUCCUCAUCAUCCUAAUCAUCUGGCUCGUCUUCCGCAAGAAGGAGAAGAAGAAGUAUGAGGAGGAGGAGACUCCCAAUGAGAUCAGGGAGGAUGCAGAGGCUCCCAAGGCCAAGCUGGUGAAGCCCAACUCCCUGUCCUCAUCCCGCUCUGGCAGCUCCCGCUCCGGGGCCUCCUCAACACAGUCCAUGGUGCACAACACCGCACCCCGCGGGCACCGCCCUCGCCUCCCAGCCAUUGCUGCCCUUAAGGAGAACGGACAGCCCCCUGACUUCCCACAGUCCCCCCCAGCCUACACCACAGUGGUACCACCCAACAAGACCCCUGAGCCCCCGGCACCCCCAAAUACAACAUCAACUCCAGGAACCAGAUCUCUGGGCCCACUCCCCCAACUCUCAUGGUCCCUGCCCAGAACAAGGCCUUUCAAACUGUGUAGGAAGUAGAAGAGAGUCCAUCCUGGCUGUGUUGAAGCAUAAGACCCACCCCUCCCCCACCCCUUCAAAGACACAAACUCUUCUGUUAAACAACGAAAUGCAACUAGUAAAAGGAUGUAAUUAAAAUAAUAAAUAAUAGAAAUCCCAAAACUUUUAAUGAAUGCAUACUUAAAAAGGGAAAAUAAGAAAUGCUUGCCCCCUACUGAAUAAAAAACAACUAAACUAAACUAAAAACCUGAGACAGAACAUUUCUGUUUAUGUCUCUCGGCUAAAGAACUUAUUUUUACACUUUUCUUUCAACUUUGAAGGCAUGGGAAGCAGUGAGCGAGCACAGCGCUGUGUGCGGUGAGGUGGAAGGAAAACCAGAGUGGAGCUUUUAUUUAUUUAUCAAAUCAAAAGGACGGGAGGAGUGCAGAGAAAAAGGAAGAAAGAAUGGAUGGGAUGAGAAAAGAGAGAUCCAAAGUCAGAGCCAGGUGCUGACGGAGGGAUGAGGGCAUGGAAUACUGAGAGAGAACAAGCCUCUUUAUUUUGGCCUUGUGGUGUCUCUGACUCAUCCAACCACACCAAUCCAAGCAGGCAGACACAUUGGAGCUUCCCGCUACAAACAACAAACCCAACAACACCCCUAUCCCUCUGACAGAUAGCCGACUGUUUUCCCUGUGAGGAGAGAAACCGUUAGAUCACCCCUCCAAACCACAGGCGGCCGGUGGCACCUUAUUUGAGGAGGACGGGCUCAUAGAAAUAGCUGGCAUGGAAUAAAUGAAAUGGUAUCGAACACAUCAAACACAUGGGGAAUUUCUCAAUAUGCAUACUACCGUACUCUACACUCUCAUGCUCCGAGUGAUGUUCUCUCAAGUACGUUCUUGUGAGGACGAGAGUGUGGAGAACACAUAAAACAUUAUAUUUGAGAAGCACUCCCACUCCCCCUACUGUAUUACCUCACACUGCAUCUCCCCAAUCACUGAACCUUUUCCAGCCAGGACAAUGGCAACAAUAGACGCAACAAGAUAUACAUAAAACAAACGUUUUACCUAAUAAUUAUCAACCUAGAUAUAUGUGAAUC
Oncorhynchus tshawytscha (Chinook salmon) is the source of this 2735-nucleotide messenger RNA. RefSeq names its product CXADR like membrane protein b (gene clmpb). The coding region runs from base 428 to 1681 and encodes 417 amino acids. The transcript is spliced from 7 exons. Gene Ontology annotation, cellular component: cell surface; cytoplasmic microtubule; membrane. The record is from RefSeq and is a predicted model, not a curated record. NCBI's taxonomy places the organism in Eukaryota, Metazoa, Chordata, Actinopteri, Salmoniformes, Salmonidae.